Messenger RNA from Cherax quadricarinatus, 2345 nucleotides. Its product is annotated as serine protease 30-like. Lineage: Eukaryota; Metazoa; Arthropoda; Malacostraca; Decapoda; Parastacidae. Gene Ontology annotation, molecular function: serine-type endopeptidase activity. Gene Ontology annotation, biological process: proteolysis. The record is from RefSeq and is a predicted model, not a curated record.
GGAGGUAUAUCGUGGCGCGGACAGGGUCGCCACACCAGUCAUAGCCCACACUCGGUGCUGGUUAUAGGUGACUCCUCUCUCCUUCACCAUCACAACCUCCACCAGUACACGCUAGGCUCAACCACGGCCUCAAAACAGUGCCUCCAACACCACCAGUUUGACUUCAACAACGGCACCACCUCCACGACAUACCCAAGAACAUGGAUGUCUUACCUCUUCAUCUCAUACUGACUCUUCUAAUAACAAGCACAGGUGGGCGGCGGGCGGACUUCCGGCACGGCGGGUUCCCUAAGUUUCCGGCGGCAUCGGUGGAGGUGGCGAGUGUGAGAGACGACCUGCCGCCCCUCAACGCCUCCCCGUGCGGCCGCACAGCCACCCCCAGGAUCGUCGGCGGCGCCGCUACCACCUACGGCAGCCACCCCUGGCAGGUGAAGAUUGAGGUGUACAAGAGAGGAGAAGGCUUUACCCAUCACUGUGGUGGAGCCAUUAUUUCUGCCUUCCACAUCGUCACUGCCGCCCAUUGUUUGCAAGUACCAGGCCUCUCCCGUCAUGACUACCGCGUUAAGGUGGGAGACUACGAUUUGAACCAGUGGGACCCAGCAGAGCAGAUGUUCGAGAUUGAAGACUGGACCAUCCAUCCAAACUUUGGUGUAGGUGGCCACUACAACAAUGAUGUAGCAGUGGUGAAGGUCCAAGCUCAACAAGGUAAAGGUUUCCAGAUGUCGAGGUUCGUGACGCCAGCAUGCCUACCCUCUCACACGACACCCUAUACCACAGGCACCAAGUGCCAAGUGUCAGGCUGGGGCCUCACUGACCCUGAGAACUACUUCUCCAAGUCACAGUUGUUGCACAGCACAGAGGUCCUGCUUAUGUCAGAGAGAGAGUGCGAGCAGCUGCAUGGAUCCCGAGGAUAUGGUUCUGGUAUGAUAUGCGCAGGCUACCUUGAAGGCAAGAAAGACUCGUGCAAUGGCGACUCUGGGGGCCCACUUGCUUGUAAUAUUGAUGGGUCGUAUAUACUACUUGGUGUGGUGUCGUGGGGAAAAAAUUGUGGCAAACCAAACCAGCCCGGAGUAUAUACACACAUCCAGUACUACUUGGACUGGAUACAAAGUGUGAUUAAAACUUAAAAGGACUUACUAGGUAAAAAUUACCUUUCAUGUUUUAUAUGCCUGCAGGAAGUACACAGAAAAAUGGAAAAAAAGAAAACAAUAUACGUACAUUAAAGGCUUACAGCAGAAAUAUAAUGAGCAAGUUUAACAGAUACUAUAUUAUUUUAUUUCAUGGGCCAUUACUGUAGUCAUGGAAAGCACUAAACCCAUAGGGAUCAGCAAAUACUAUAUUAGAUAUAAGACACUAUUGACUUCAGUGGCCAUAUCAUGACUAAUUAUGAUUGAUUUAUUAAAACAAAUAGUGCUAGCUAUGGUAUCACCAGAGAUGAUGAGGCUGGCAGUGGUUUUACAAUAGUUCUAGUUUACUGCAAUGUGCAAACUUUACAAGAUUAAAUCCAUAGUUGUAUUACAUAUAGUACAUGUUCACCUUUCUAAUAGUUUGAUGGUAAUACAUAUGUUUCUAAACUACCUACCAAAGAUUGUGAUGAAUAGUUUGCAGUCUUGACUAAACAUUAGUCAAAGUCUUUGCAAAUAGAUUUACAUCUAUAUUAUAUGCAAAUACUGUACAAGUGAUAAUACCAUGCAACUGCAGAGGACUAGUCAGUCUUCAAAUAUUAAUUAUAUGCAUAGUUCUUGAGGCACCUAUAAUGCCAGGAGCAAGGGGCUAGCAACCUCUUCUCCUUUAUAAACUACUAAAUUUAAAAAGAAAAACUGCUUUUUCUUUUUAGGUCACCCUGCCUUGGUGGGAUACGGCCAGUGUAUUAAAAAAAAUUGUAUAGUUCUUAAGAGUUAGCCAUCUUGUUAGGCAGUCUUGAGGUAACACUUACCUAAAUGUGUGUCAGUUUAUAAGAGAGGUCAUUUAUUAUUGAUGAUUAACAACAUUUAAAGAAGUAUUCCUUAUACACUAUCAUAAGGUAAUGAUUAAUAAAGCCUAAUGUCACUUUUAUCAUGUAGUGGCUUAUGUAAAUAUUUUAAUUUUUCAAUAAUUUGAAUAUUUCAUUUUGUAGAUAUGCCUUUAAAAGUAUAGCAGCUAGUCUCUCAUUUUCUUCACACAACAUUUAGUGCCAAGUUUAGACUCAUCUCAUUUAAAUUGAUAAUGCCACUUUUCCCAUUUUCACCUUCCCUCCAUCCCCCACAUAUACACAUAAAUACCCAGUAUAAGAAAUGCUUUCAGGAACCUCAAAAAAAAAAAAAAUCAGAAUAGUAGUAGUGUACAGCACCAGUAUGAAUUUUAAA